AUCAACCCCCUGGUCCUAAAGUCAUGCCCUUAAAAAUUUGCAUGCAUAAGUUUAUAUUUGUAUUUGCCUCUGUUGUACGUGUAGAUGAUUAUUACAGCAGGAAAUUUAUCUGAGAGUCGAAAUGCAUUGGAUCUUGCAAGAACAGAUGAAUCUUUUCACAGCACUGUUGGGUGCCAUCCCACUCGCUGCAGUGAAUUUGAACAAGAUGGCCAAGAUCCAAAUGACUAUCUUUGUCAACUAAUUGCUAUUGCACAGGAAAAUAAAGGAAAAGUUGUAGCUGUUGGUGAAUGUGGUUUGGAUUAUGACCGGACCCAUUUUUGUCCAAAAGAGGUUCAGUUGAAGUAUUUUGAGAAACAGUUUCAAUUAGCUGAAGAAACCAAGCUACCAAUGUUUCUACAUUCAAGAAGUGCACAUCAGGAUUUCAUUGAUAUCAUCAGAAGAAACAGGGAUAGGUUUGUUGGUGGUGUGGCUCACUGCUUCACUGGCACGAAGGAAGAGGCGUCUGACUAUCUGGAUCAGGGUUUAUAUAUCGGCAUUACAGGGUGCUCGUUGAAAACUGAAGACAACAUUGAAGUCAUGAAAACAAUUCCUUCCGAGAAGUUACUGCUCGAAACAGAUGCACCUUGGUGUGACAUUCGUCCAACUCACGCCGGCUUUAAGCACGUAAAGACAAAGUUUGAAAGCAGAAAAAAAGAGAAGUGGGAAGCUGGACUUUGUGUGAAGGGACGCAAUGAGCCUGCAAACAUCAUUCAAGUGCUAGAAGUUGUCGCAGGAAGCCGAGGAGAAGAUGUGCAUUCACUCGCUGAAACCGUUUACGAAAAUACACUAAAAUUGUUUUUCAGAUAGCAGUAGCAGUAGGUGUUAUUUACACACAAAUUAUUAUGUUUACUUCGUGGAAUGUACGGCUAGAUAUGAUUCGCAUAUUGUGAAAAUAUUAAACACAAUGUGACUGCG
This is a messenger RNA of Orbicella faveolata, 954 nucleotides long. RefSeq names its product deoxyribonuclease TATDN1-like. Gene Ontology annotation, molecular function: 3'-5'-DNA exonuclease activity. Lineage: Eukaryota; Metazoa; Cnidaria; Anthozoa; Scleractinia; Merulinidae. The record is from RefSeq and is a predicted model, not a curated record. Gene Ontology annotation, cellular component: cytosol.